AUGUAUGAUGACUCUCACUACGAAAGCUGCUUGAGCGAAGCAUCGGAAUUCCACAUGCCACCUCAACUUCGGCCCCUUUUUAGUAGUCUUCUUUGUUUUUGCUCUGUUAGUGAGCCAGUGCAGCUGUGGGAUAAAUUCAAGAGAGUAUUGGCAGAGGACUACAUUCAUAGAAAAUCAGGUGAAGAAGAAGGCGUUUUGUGGGCCUACUACGACAUUAUGGACAGAGUUUGCGGUGCAAACUUGAUGAGCCUAAUCAGUCCACCUUCUCGUGAAAGGCCUACACAGCUCAAUGAGGAAGAAUUUGCGGAAGACGAACACAUUGCCUGCGGAAGACGUCUGAUGGACCAACGAAACGUCCAUCAAAACGCAGCCGCUGAUUCCAUUUUGUCAUCCGUAGACGAUGAUAGUAAUCAACACUUUUUCGUUGAUGGCCCUAGAAGCGGUGGAAAAACGUUUCUCUACGUCGCAUUGUACAACACACUGCUUGGGAUGAGGAAUAAUGUGAUUCGUGUGGCCUGGACAGGACUCGCUGCCAAACUGCUGCCUAGUUGA
Molecule: messenger RNA, 552 nt
Organism: Haemonchus placei
Lineage: Eukaryota; Metazoa; Nematoda; Chromadorea; Rhabditida; Trichostrongylidae
Source: the annotation of a GenBank genome assembly